GUAGGUCCGCGCUGCUGUGCAGGUCAGAAGUGUAGCUCGACGUGCGCGGGGAACUCCACCGCACUCACAACAGACUCUCGAGGCUGUCCUCACCACUCUGCUGACUCCCACCACUACCCACUACUACUCCCUCCCACUUUUCUCGCAUCGCAAUCAGCGGGCGCGUCACUCUGUCUGCACUGCAAUCUGUCAUCAUAGCAGCACCGCUCAAUCUUCGGGGAGCGCAGCCGCCUCGCACUUCGUAGCUAUAGAUCUUCAAAAAUAUCGCCUAGGCAAACGAACCAAAACAUCCAUCUAUCUGCCUCACCUCCUCUCACCACUCAUCCUGCAAGAUCGAACAUGUCUGGUGAAGAAGUAGGAGGCGCAGUGCCCGAGGCUCAAAAGGCAUCAUGGGGCUCCUUUAUCAAAUCCAUCGCCUCCUUCUCUGGUGACCUCUCCUCCAUGACCGCACCCAGCUUCAUCCUCUCUCCCGUCUCCUUGACCGAAUAUCCUUCCUACUGGGGUGAACAUCCAGAGCUCUUUGCUGCUUGCGCUCAAGGAAGAGAUGAUGUGGAGAGAAUGACAAAUGUGCUGCGUUGGUUCAUCGGUACGCUAAAGGGUCAAUACACUUCGCGAAACACUUCCAUGGGAAGCGAAAAGAAACCGCUCAAUCCCAUUCUCGGAGAACUCUUCAUCGGUAGCUGGCCCGAGCAGAAGGGCGAAGGCGAGACCACGCUGGUAGCAGAGCAAGUCUCGCACCACCCACCCAUCACGGCCUAUCACAUCAGCAAUGAGAAAGCUGGCGUUUCUCUCGAGGGCCAUUCUGCUCAGAAGACAUCCUUCACUGGUCGAUCGAUCACUGUGAAGCAGGUCGGCCAUGCCAUCUUGAGAGUUCAAAGGAAGGACGCGCAAGGUGGAGAGGAUCUCUAUCUCAUCACCCUGCCUCAACUCAGCAUCGAAGGCAUCCUUUGGGGCGCGCCUUAUAUCGAGCUAUCAGGCGCAAACCACAUCAUCAGCAGCACAGGAUACGCAGCUACGAUCAACUAUACCGGCAAGGGCUACUUUUCCGGCAAAGCUCACUCCUUCAAGGCCAGCAUUGCGCCCACGUCCAAGCUUGAUGCAGUGCUGUACAGCGCAGAGGGAGAAUGGUCAGGCGUGAGCAAGUGGAAGAAGGCACCACCUGGCCAAGACUCGGUGUUCUGGGAUGCGAACAAUGACAGGAGAGAAGUUCAGGUGCAGCCUUUGGAGAAACAGGGAAAGAUGGAGAGCAGGAAAGUUUGGGAAAAGACGGCAGAGGGAAUCAGGAGCGGCAACUAUGAUGCUGCGAGCAAAGAUAAGAGCAGGAUCGAAAAUGAGCAAAGAACUAAGCGCAAAGAGGAGAUCGCAAAAGGGACACCUCAUCAGCUGGAGAUGUUCGUUCAUGUUCCCGAGGAUCAAGAGUUUGUCAAAUUGAUCUCUGCGGUAAGCAAGGGCGCUACGGAGGAUACUUAUAGGCGCAAGCCAAGGGUGCACUAGAGAUUCGGGACGAUGGCAGCAACCGUCGGUGCCGUGAUCCUGUUCGCGAUGCCAGGCCCCACAAACACACAUCAGCGGCCGAUUUGGCAAAUGGAAUGCGAUCGCUAGCGCACACACCCUCUACGCCCCCCCUACCAAAAGUUUCCGCUACUUUUUUCUUUUCUGAAGAAACGCCUCCAUUCCCUGGCUUGUCGUCCCCCCACCAAAUCGAAUCAUCCUCUUGCUCCUAUCCCGCGGAAAGCUGCACGUCGCCCCUCUUUCUCGUCUUGCUCUUCUUUUUUGAGAACCACAUUCGAUGGCAUAUUUCAAACUUUGACCAGUCGGCUGGAUGAGAUUUUGUCUCUCAAGCGAGAGCGUCGCAUUCGCGCGUCGAAGCUUCCUCCGACCAUCAAGCGCACAAGAUCGUCUUUUUGACUGUCGCAGUCACAGUGCACGUCGAGCAAGACAGA
This is a messenger RNA of Ceraceosorus guamensis, 1943 nucleotides long. RefSeq names its product Oxysterol-binding protein. Gene Ontology annotation, cellular component: intracellular membrane-bounded organelle; cytosol; membrane. The record is from RefSeq and is a predicted model, not a curated record. The coding region runs from base 340 to 1494 and encodes 384 amino acids. The transcript has 5 exons. Gene Ontology annotation, biological process: endocytosis; exocytosis; maintenance of cell polarity. Gene Ontology annotation, molecular function: oxysterol binding. NCBI's taxonomy places the organism in Eukaryota, Fungi, Basidiomycota, Exobasidiomycetes, Ceraceosorales, Ceraceosoraceae.